Molecule: messenger RNA, 415 nt
Organism: Paramuricea clavata
Lineage: Eukaryota; Metazoa; Cnidaria; Anthozoa; Malacalcyonacea; Plexauridae
Source: the annotation of a GenBank genome assembly
AUGGAGGUUUGCUGUUCAUUCAAGUCAUUAGUAGGAGGAAUCUGUGGUUCUGACAGUCGAGAUAGAAAACACGAAGUGCAAGUUGUUCCUCUGACAUCAUGUACAAAAGAUAUUGCAAACCAUCUAGCAUCCUUUUCGUUUUUUGGUCCACAAAACGAGAUAGACCUGAUAUUGUGUCGAGCGGCAAUUUUUAAAAUGCCAAACUCUUUUGACAACAUGACAAUAUGUCCACAGCAUCGUGCAAAACUUGGAUUGGGAUGGACAAGGGGAUCAACUAGAUGUAGAAUACCAGCUGCGUUAUCUAACCACGGGAAAGGAAGUAGAAAAAUAUGGCCAAAGAAAGACAGGGGACUUGGGAAACAAGAUUCUGAAACAGUACUACAAAAGACUGGUGUGUUUAUUCAAGCUGGUUCCG